AUGGUAGCAUUUCUCACCAUUGCCAUCAACAACGAUGACUCUCUUUUUGUACUUGCUACAGGUUCAGUUUCUCCCAAAUACUCCAUUACUACCGUUGCAGGAGGUGGAAUUUCGGGCGCCACCGAUGCCACUUCCGUAACAUUGGACGCUCCCUCAGGAAUUGCUAUUGCAGCUAAUGGCACCAUUUACUUCACAGAAAAAGGUGCUGGUAAAAUACGACAACUGGACUAUGAUUCGAGCUCUGGCACGUAUUCGAUUGCGACCGUUUCUUCCUCUCUGACCAGUCCCAGUGGAAUUUCUAUUGACAAUUCGGGUAUGAUCUAUGUCUCAGAAUCAAAUCAAGUGAAAAACACAACGGAUGGUUCAAUUUUUCAAACCAUUUACUCGGGCUCAAAUCCACUAGGUGUGUCAUUUUACUCUUCGACGAAUUCUCUCUUUGUUGCUGAUAGUGGUAGUAAUGUGAUUGGCAAGGUUGACCUUUCGUUGUUAACUUCUUCUGUCCAUGCUGGUACAGUUGCAGGAUUUGAAAAUGGCGCGGCCACCACUGCUAAAUUCGACAAUCCCUUUGGUGUUGCUGUCAUUUCUGAUGGAUCUAGUGACGUCAUUGUCUAUGUGACCGAUAAAAACAAUAAUAGAAUUAGAAAGAUUUACCUCUCUGAAGUUUCUACGUUUGCAGGAAGUGGCUCUACAAAUGAACAAAAUGUUGAAAAUGUUACGGCUACAACUGUAGAUCUCAAUGGACCUCUUGCCAUUGCAGUAGCUCCUAAUGGAGAUGUUUUUUUCACAACCUCUACUAGAGUCCAUGUCAUUGAUGCUUCAUCUCAAAACAUUUCAACUGUGGCUGGAUCUGCAACUUCUGGAGAUGGUUCAGCUUUGGGAGCAACUUUGAGCUCACCUGAAGGUAUUGCAAUUUCAUCCGAUGGUAAAACUAUUUUCAUUGCCGACACUGGAAGCAAUUUGAUUCGUAAAAUUACGUUGGAUUAUUGCGAGAGUGGUUAUGUAUUUAACAGCGCUAGUUCCCUUUGCCUUCCUGUUUGUUAUGGAAUCUCUCAGAAUGAAACCAAUGUCUGUAACGGUCAUGGUUCAUGCACUGCACCAGGUGUAUGUGAAUGUGACAUCUCCCAUGGUGGAUUGAACUGUUCCAUUCCAAUUUGUUAUGGAUUUUUAGCCAAUGACACGAGUAAUGUUUGUAAUGGAAAUGGUACUUGUGCAGAUGUCGACAAGUGUGAAUGUUAUUCAGGACAUGGUGGCCUUAAUUGUGAAUAUUUGAAAUGUAAUGGUAUUUUAUCAAAUGAGACAUCAUUGGUUUGCAGUUCUCGUGGUAAUUGUACCGAAGUCGAUGUCUGUGAGUGCAAUUCUGGAUAUGGAGGUCAAUUCUGUGAGCUAUUGUACUGUAAUGGUACUCUCUCAAAUGACACAAGUGUGUGUAACAGUCGUGGCAAUUGUACCAACGUUGACAUGUGUGAAUGUAAUGCAAAUUAUGCUGGUGACAAUUGUGAAUAUGCACGAUGCAACGGUACGUUGGCAAACGAGACAUCCACAGUUUGUAGUGGUCGUGGUUCUUGCCAUGAUGUCGACGUCUGUGUUUGUAAUGAAGGUUAUGGUGGUCAAUUUUGUGAACUAGCUAAAUGCAAUGGAACUUUGGCAAACGAAACAUUGACAGUAUGUGGAGGAAGAGGAUCCUGUAAUGAUGUGAACACAUGCGUUUGCAACGCUGGUUUUGGAGGAGACAAUUGUGAACUCGCCACCUGUAAUGGUACUCUUUCAAAUGAGACAUCGACAGUCUGUAGCGGAAGAGGAUCUUGUAAUGAUGUUGACACCUGUGUUUGUAACUCAGGAUUUGGUGGUCAGUUUUGUGAACUUGCAAAAUGCAAUAACACUCUGGCAAACGAGACAUCAAUGGUUUGCAAUGGAAGAGGAUCAUGUAACGAUGUUGAUACUUGCAUUUGUAAUGUUGGAUUUGGUGGUCAAUUUUGUGAACUCGCAAAAUGUAACAGCACUGUUUCCAACGAGACUUUAAUUGUUUGCAAUGGUCGUGGAUCUUGCAAUGAUGUCGAUGUUUGUGUUUGUAAUGAAGGAUUUGGAGGUCCAUUUUGUGAACUCGCAACAUGUAAUGGAACUUUGGCUAAUGAAACAUUGACAGUAUGUGGAGGAAGAGGAUCCUGUAAUGAUGUGAACACAUGCGUUUGCAAUUCAGGUUUUGGUGGAGACAAUUGUGAACUCGCCACUUGUAAUGGUACUCUUUCAAAUGAAACUUCGACAGUCUGUAGCGGAAGAGGCUCUUGCAAUGAUGUGAAUACUUGUAACUGUUCAACUGGAUUUGGGGGCCAAUUUUGUGAGCUCGCACAAUGCAAUGGAACAUUGGCUAACGAAACAACGGCUUGCAGUGGAAGAGGAUCUUGUAAUGAUGUUGACACCUGUGUUUGUAACUCAGGAUUUGGUGGUCAGUUUUGCGAGCUAGCCAAAUGCAAUGGAACUCUAGCCAAUGAAACAGUAUGCAGCGGAAGAGGAUCUUGUAACGAUGUUGAUACUUGUGUUUGCAACACUGGAUUUGGUGGUCAGUUUUGUGAACUUGCAAAAUGCAAUAACACUCUGGCAAAUGAGACAUCAACGGUUUGCAGUGGAAGAGGAUCCUGUAAUGAUGUGAAUACAUGCGUUUGCAAUACCGGUUAUGGAGGUGAAUUUUGUGAGCUAUCCACCUGUAACAACACUUUGGCAAAUGAGACACUGAAUGUUUGCAAUGGAAGAGGAUCUUGUAACGAUGUAGAUGUUUGUGUUUGUAAUACUGGAUUUGGUGGUCAAUUUUGCGAACUUGCAAAAUGUAACAGCACUAUUUCCAACGAGACUUUAAUUGUUUGCAAUGGUCGUGGAUCUUGCAAUGAUGUUGAUACUUGUGUUUGUAAUGAAGGAUUUGGAGGUCCAUUUUGUGAACUCGCAAAGUGUAAUGGAACUUUGGCUAAUGAAACAUUGACAGUGUGUGGAGGAAGAGGAUCCUGUAAUGAUGUGAACACAUGCGUUUGCAAUUCAGGUUUUGGAGGAGACAAUUGUGAACUCGCCACUUGUAAUGGUACUCUUUCAAAUGAAACUUCGACAGUCUGUAGCGGAAGAGGAUCUUGCAAUGAUGUGAAUGCUUGUAACUGUUCAACUGGAUUUGGGGGCCAAUUUUGUGAGCUCGCACAAUGCAAUGGUACACUGGCAAAUGAAACCUCAAGUGUUUGCAAUGGAAGAGGAUCAUGUAACGAUGUUGACGUCUGUGUUUGCAACACUGGAUUUGGUGGUCAAUUUUGCGAACUCGCAAAGUGUAAUGGAACAUUGGCUAACGAAACGACCAAUGUUUGUAGUGCACGUGGCUCAUGCAACGACGUCGACGUUUGCGUCUGUCAUGGGGGUUAUGGAGGUCAAUUUUGUGAACUCGCCAUUUGUAAUGGUACUCUUGCAAAUGAAACAUCAACUGUAUGCAGUGGAAGAGGAUCCUGUAAUGAUGUGAAUACAUGCGUUUGCAAUACCGGUUAUGGAGGUGAAUUUUGUGAGCUAGCCACCUGUAACAACACUUUGGCAAAUGAUACACUUAAUGUUUGCAAUGGAAGAGGAUCAUGUAACGAUGUUGAUACUUGCAUUUGUAAUACUGGAUUUGGAGGUCAAUUUUGUGAACUCGCAAAAUGUAACAGCACUGUUUCUAACGAGACUUUAAUUGUUUGCAAUGGUCAUGGAUCAUGCAAUGAUGUCGAUGUUUGUGUUUGUAAUGAAGGAUUUGGAGGUCCAUUUUGUGAACUCGCAAAGUGUAAUGGAACAUUGGCUAAUGAAACAUUGACAGUGUGUGGAGGAAGAGGUUCCUGUAAUGAUGUGAACAGUUGCAUUUGUAAUACUGGAUUUGGAGGUCAAUUUUGUGAACUAGCUCAAUGCAACGGUACCUUGGCAAAUGAAACCUCAAGUGUUUGUAGUGGACGUGGUUCUUGCAAUGAUGUGAACACUUGUUACUGUUCGACUGGAUAUGGAGGUCAAUUUUGUGAGCUCGCACCAUGCAAUGGAACAUUGGCUAACGAAACAUCCUUUGUUUGUAGCGGAAGAGGCUCCUGUCAUGAUAUUGAUGUCUGUGUUUGCAACACUGGAUUUGGAGGACCAUUUUGUGAACUUGCAAAAUGCAAUGGAACUCUAGCCAAUGAAACAGUAUGCAGCGGAAGAGGAUCUUGUAACGAUGUUGAUACUUGCAUUUGCAACACUGGAUUUGGUGGUCAGUUUUGUGAACUUGCAAAAUGCAAUAACACUCUGGCAAAUGAGACAUCAACGGUUUGCAAUGGAAGAGGAUCAUGUAACGAUGUUGAUACUUGCAUUUGUAAUACUGGAUUUGGAGGUCAAUUUUGUGAACUUGCAAAAUGUAACAGCACUAUUUCCAACGAGACUUUAAUUGUGUGCAAUGGUCGUGGAUCUUGCAAUGAUGUCGAUGUUUGUGUUUGUAAUGAAGGAUUUGGCGGUCCAUUUUGUGAACUCGCAAAAUGUAAUGGAACUUUGGCAAACGAAACAUUGACAGUCUGCAGUGGAAGAGGUUCCUGUAAUGACGUGAAUACUUGCAUUUGUAAUACUGGAUUUGGAGGUCAAUUUUGUGAACUCGCUCAAUGCAACGGUACCUUGGCAAAUGAAACCUCAAGUGUUUGUAGUGGACGUGGUUCUUGCCAUGAUGUCGAAGUCUGUAUCUGUAGUGAAGGUUAUGGUGGUCAAUUUUGUGAAUUGGCCAAAUGUAAUGGCACUCUCUCCAAUGAAACAUCAACUGUUUGUACCGGUCGAGGUUCCUGUAAUGAUGUGAACACAUGUAUUUGUAAUGAAGGAUAUGGAGGAUCAUGGUGUGAACUCGCCAAAUGCAACAAUACUCUCGCCAAUGAAACCUCAACCGUAUGCAGUGGCCAUGGAUCAUGCAAUGACAUCAAUACUUGUGUGUGCUCGACUGGAUAUGCUGGUCCGUUAUGUGAACUCUUUUUCUGUAAUGGUACUCUCUCGAAUAGUAGUCUUGCUUGUAAUGGUCAAGGUGCUUGUACAAAUGUUGACAAGUGUGAAUGUAAUUCUCAGUACGAUGGUCCUUUCUGUCAAUACGCAAAAUGCAAUGGAACUUUGGCUAAUGAAACUUCAGUAUGUAGUGGAAAGGGUCAAUGCCAAGCAUUUGAUGUUUGUGAGUGUAAUUAUGGAUAUGGAGGUCAAUUCUGUGAACUUGUGAAAUGUAACGGUACUCUUCAAAACGAAACAUCCUUGGUUUGUAAUGGACAAGGAAGUUGUGACAAUGUCGAUUUUUGUCGAUGCUCUGCCAACUGGGGAGGUUCAUUCUGUCAAUAUCCAAAAUGUAAUGGUACAUUGCAAAACGAAACUUCAGUUUGUAGCGGAAGAGGUUCAUGUAACGACGUAGAUACUUGCGUGUGUAACAGUGAUUAUGGAGGUUCAUUCUGUGAGCUUGCAAAAUGUAAUGGAAUUCUCUCAAACGAGACAUCUGCUUGUUAUGGACAUGGUACAUGUGACGAUGUGAAUGUGUGUCGAUGUAACUCAAAUUACGUUGGUCCUAACUGUGAAUAUCCAAAAUGUAAUGGAAUUGCAUCCAAUGAAACAAGCACUGUGUGUUCAGGACAUGGUACUUGUCAAGGUGUCGAUCAAUGUGACUGUUUCUCAAAUUGGGGAGGUCCAUUCUGUCAAUAUCCAAAAUGUAAUGGUACUCUUUCGAACGAAACAACGACCGUUUGCAGUGGAUUUGGAAAUUGUACCAAUGUCGACACGUGUGAAUGCAGUUCGGGAUAUGGUGGUCAAUUCUGUGAAUUAUUCUAUUGUGAUAACAUUCUUUCCAACGAAACUUCAACGGUUUGCAGUGGAAGAGGUAAUUGUAUUGGCCCAAACAAGUGUACUUGUACCGAUCCAGCUUAUGGAGGAACCUUCUGUAACGUUGCCCUCUGUAAUGGAACUCUCGAAAAUGAUAGCUCUGUGUGUAGUUCUCACGGUUCUUGUGUUGCUGGAAAAUGUUCAUGUGCCUCCAAUUGGGGUGGUUUACUGUGUGAAAUGCCAAAAUGUAAUGGUACUUUGCAAAAUGAAACUUCAACCGUGUGUAGCGGAAGAGGUUCAUGUAACGAUGUGGAUACUUGUGUGUGUAACAGUGGUUAUGGAGGACAAUUCUGUGAGCUUGCAAAAUGUAAUGGCACUCUCUCCAAUGAAACAUCAACUGUUUGUACUGCUCGAGGUUCCUGUAAGGAUGUUGACGUUUGUGUUUGUAAUGAAGGAUUUGGUGGUCAAUGGUGUCAACUCGCUCAAUGUCAAGGAAUUCUUUCCAAUGAAACCUCUACGGUUUGUCAUGGACACGGAUCUUGCAACGAUGUCAAUGUUUGUGCUUGCCAUUCAGACUACUCAGGUCCAUAUUGUGAAUAUCCAAAAUGUAAUGGUACUUCAUCCAAUGAAACUUCAACCGUGUGCUCUGGACAUGGUAUAUGCCAAGGAGUGAAUGAUUGUGCUUGCUCCACAAAUUGGGGAGGACCAAAUUGUGAAUAUCCAAAAUGUUAUGGAAUUUUACAAAACGAGACAGCAACUGUUUGCAGUGGUCAUGGUUUUUGUGAUGAUGUCAAUGUGUGUCGAUGUCUUUCAAAUUAUGCUGGACCAAAUUGUGAAUAUCCAAAAUGCAAUGGUACUUCAUCCAAUGAAACAUCUACUGUAUGUCAUGCACACGGAACCUGUCAAGGAGUAGACUUCUGUGUGUGUUCAGCUGGUUGGGGAGGCCAAUUCUGUAAUCUUCCAAAAUGUAAUGGAACCUUGCAAAACGAAACUUCAGUUUGUAGCGGAAGGGGUUCAUGUAUCGAUGUCAAUAUUUGUGCCUGUAACAAUGAUUUUGGAGGUAGUUGGUGUGAAUUAGCCAAGUGUAGUAGCAUUUUGGCAAAUGAGUCUUCAACUGUUUGUAGCGGACAUGGAUCGUGUGAUGAUGUCAAUGUGUGUCGAUGUUCCUCCAACUAUGUAGGAUCUAAUUGUCAAUAUCCAAAAUGUUAUGGCAUUCCUUCCAAUGAAACUUCCACAGUUUGCUCAGGUCAUGGUAAUUGUAGCUCUCCAGAUGUUUGUUCAUGCACCACUGGAUGGUAUGGAACUAAUUGUCAAGUGCCAAUGUGUGCUGGACAAUUAGCCAACACGUCACAAGUGUGUAAUUAUGGAAAUGGUACCUGUAACACUCCAGGAGAUUGUUCAUGUCAUUCAGGAUGGACUGGUUCCGAUUGCUCGACUCCAAUUUGUUAUGGACGAACCUCUUCAGACGCAUGUUCCAGUCGAGGUACUUGUAUUUUGAACAAUACUUGUGUGUGUCCUUCGAAAUAUGAUGGUUUGGAAUGUCAAUUACACAAAUGUUAUGAAGUACUUAAUUCAUCCUCGAAUGUUUGUUCUGGAAAUGGAAAAUGUGUGGAUAGCGAUCAAUGUUCAUGUACUUCUGGAUAUGUUGGAUCGAAUUGUCAAUUAUUGUACCUUUCAUCUAUUUCCUUACAAUUUAACACAACCAAAGGACAAGUUCAAAAUUCCCAAGCUUCCAUUCAAUUAAGCAUCAAUGAUGGUCAAUUCUCUACCUAUUAUUCUGGUCGAACGGUGAGUGCCAAAUUUACCUUUGAAUUGAAUGGCAAUCUAGUCACAACUCUCAACAAGGACCUCUCGACCUCCAAAUUAGAAUUUCUAGUUCCAUCCUACGAUACCAAUGGUACCUUAACAGCAUACGUUGAACUUACCGAUAGCUCGACAAGUGUGAAAAUUUCUGCCAAGACGACCUCUUCAAAUUCCUUACUCAUUGAAAGCGUUCCCACAGUGACCGAUAAAAAGACAGAUGAUGGUAAUGGAGGAGUCAUUGCUGCUGCCGUAAUUGUUCCACUCGUGGUUGUGGGAGGAGUGGCUGCAGCAGCUGCGGGUGUGAUUGGAGUGGUAGCAUUCAAGAUGAAGGCAGCUGCAGCAGCAAAGGCUUCCACUUUGACACAUGCUCAAAAUUAUGACUUUGAAUUAGCAGAAGGAUUUUAA
Molecule: messenger RNA, 8001 nt
Organism: Naegleria lovaniensis
Lineage: Eukaryota; Heterolobosea; Eutetramitea; Acrasida; Naegleriidae
Exons: 2
Coding region: 1-8001 (2666 amino acids)
Source: RefSeq, a predicted model, not a curated record